AUCGACUGACCGUUUGUCGAGUGUCGAGGAUAUGUCUAAUAUUUGAGGUUAUGUUCAAUUUUCAAUUCUAUGGAAUGCACAAUUCUAAGGAAUGUAGAUAUUGUAAUAUUUUAAAAUGAAUACAAUUCAAAGUAGUUGUUUGAUAAGGAAGAAAUAAUAAGUAAUUGUUUUUUCUAUGAAUAAUAUUCAUUCUCUGUUAUUUCAUUAGUUCUAGCAUUCCGUUUAGUUUUCUUAGGACAAGUUUAUUACACAAAUGAGCGUUUGUGAAUUAAAUAAGGUAACAAUAAUAUUAUAAUGGCGUUCUCAAAUUGGCCGUGGCAAUAUAGUUUUCCUCCAUUUUUCACAAUUCAGCCAAAUAUUGAAACAAGAGCAAAACAACUUGAAGCAUGGCGCGGUUUGGUCCUGGAUUAUCACAGAGCACUGAAACAAGCCGUAUUGGACGUGAGCGAAGCCGAACGUAGCGAACUAUUCAACAAUACAAAACUGCAACGAAAAUUACCCACAGAAGGUAUCAUUCAAGUUCUAGAAUCGCUUGCCAAGAACGGUAAUGCUGAGCCUUGUAACAAAGCAAGAACUAGGUGGUAUAUCUACUGGCACACACUGCCAGAAUGGGCCGAUAAAAUGUACACCUGGGCGCAGGAGACCGGUCAGACCAAUUCUGUGUGCACUUUAUAUGAAAUUAUCAACGCUUCUGAUCAAGAUUUUUAUGGCCUCAAUGAGGAAGUUGUCAAAAAGGCGCUGCAUGUUCUAGAACGUAAACAAAAGGCUGAACUGAUUUUGGACGGCGAAAAUUCGGGAGUCAAGUUCUUUUGAUUUGGCUUGCUAAAUCACGAUUUUAAAAGGUCAAAUCAUUGUAUUAUUAUGUUUUUAUUUGUAUUACAAUGCUUAUUACUCACUUGAGAUGUACAUUAUUUUUCAAUUGUGUUUAUAAGUUUUUGUUCAAUUCCGAAGUUCAUAGAAAAUCAGGAUGAUGCAAGAUUUUCAAAUUCCUUACGCUUAUUGAGCUGAUACAAAUGCAUUUCAUUUCAAUACCACAUUUGAAAUCAACUUUACAGUACAUAGACUCGAAUCACAAAAUGUUUUAUCAUUGUAAUCUAGAAAUCAGAUUCAAUAAUCUUUUAAAUUGUAUUUCUUUGUAAGAUAGAUAUUAAAUGAUAAUAUUGUUAUACUAAA
This is a messenger RNA of Nilaparvata lugens (brown planthopper), 1173 nucleotides long. It is a transcript of the gene Vps25, whose product is annotated as vacuolar protein-sorting-associated protein 25. The record is from RefSeq and is a predicted model, not a curated record. Gene Ontology annotation, molecular function: protein homodimerization activity; structural molecule activity. Bases 295 to 813 code for a protein of 172 amino acids. Lineage: Eukaryota; Metazoa; Arthropoda; Insecta; Hemiptera; Delphacidae. Gene Ontology annotation, cellular component: ESCRT II complex. The transcript is spliced from 5 exons. Gene Ontology annotation, biological process: protein transport to vacuole involved in ubiquitin-dependent protein catabolic process via the multivesicular body sorting pathway.